This is a messenger RNA of Limulus polyphemus (Atlantic horseshoe crab), 890 nucleotides long. RefSeq names its product regulating synaptic membrane exocytosis protein 1-like. The record is from RefSeq and is a predicted model, not a curated record. Gene Ontology annotation, cellular component: cytoskeleton of presynaptic active zone; presynaptic membrane. NCBI's taxonomy places the organism in Eukaryota, Metazoa, Arthropoda, Merostomata, Xiphosura, Limulidae. The annotation marks the transcript as partial. Gene Ontology annotation, biological process: calcium ion-regulated exocytosis of neurotransmitter; regulation of synaptic plasticity; regulation of membrane potential. The transcript has 7 exons. Gene Ontology annotation, molecular function: transmembrane transporter binding; small GTPase binding.
UUCUCCACCCUGAAGAUGCAUGGGAUCGAAUACAACAGGGACCGCCAGAUAGCGGUAGCGAACACUGUGCUGAUAAAGCCAACACUUCCCGAUUGCCUGUGAUUAAGAAAACUUCAAUGCAGUUGACGACUCGAGACAGCCCUUCUGAUGUCCAUGUUAAACCUAAAAUUAAGGAUCAAGGAAGAAGCGCCAGUGUUCAUCUCAGUAAGUCCUGUACAUCAGAUAGUGAGAAAGCCGAAAACCUGGCAGGAGCUGAAAAGAGUACAAAAGGAAGAACGAAAUUGUCUAGGACAUUGAGUCAAAGAAAUGACCAAGACGAUAGGUCUGUGGUUUUAGGAGACUGUAAAGUUUCAUCAACUAGUAUUUCCAGUCCUGACCAGACCCCAGAAAAUGAAAUCCCCAUUAUGACCAUUGGACCCAUAGGAAUCAAAAGAGGGGCUGGGCAGGUGUUUCCACCAAAAACAAAGCUAGAUGGAGUAGAGACACUAGGAGAAAUAAAACUGGGAUUUUUGUUGACCAAGGGUCAGUUAGAAGUAGAAGUCUUCUGUGCUUGCCAGCUGCCACCUUCAUCCUUAGGUCAACCACCAGAUACGUACAUCAAAACCUAUCUCAAGGAAGGAGAAAAACAGUUGCAGAAACGUAAAACUCGAGUUGUACGCAGUACUUCAAGUCCACAGUAUCGCCAAACAUUAAAAUAUAGUAUGUCAGAUAUUCAGGGCCGCCAUCUAUUGGUUAUGGUAUGGGAACGACAAAAAGGCUUUGAUCACAACCACCCUAUGGGAGCUGUAGAAAUUGAACUUGGUCGGCUGGAUCUAUCUAAGUCGAUGACCUGUUGGUAUCCUCUUUACCCUCUUCCCAGCCAAGAGCCAGAUUCUUGUGUGUCUCCAUAA